This is a messenger RNA of Canis lupus familiaris (dog), 642 nucleotides long. RefSeq names its product colipase like 2 (gene CLPSL2). The transcript is spliced from 3 exons. The record is from RefSeq and is a predicted model, not a curated record. Gene Ontology annotation, molecular function: enzyme activator activity. Bases 225 to 527 code for a protein of 100 amino acids. Gene Ontology annotation, biological process: response to food; digestion; lipid catabolic process. NCBI's taxonomy places the organism in Eukaryota, Metazoa, Chordata, Mammalia, Carnivora, Canidae. Gene Ontology annotation, cellular component: extracellular region.
UCAGGGUAUCACGGGAGCUGCCCUCCUUAUGCCAUUGCUUCCAGGGCCUGGGAGAAUCCUGUCUGCUGCCUGCGCUGCAGAGCAGCCUGUGACCAUUAACUUCUUCACCCUCCACCCCCGGCCCAGGGCGGGCACCUGGGGCCCCGGGUCACGUGCCAGGCAAGGGGUUUGUCCCUGGGGCCCCUCCGGCCCCACCAGAGCCAGGAUCCUCGGUGCCCAGGCUCAUGGCCAUGGCCCUUGUGCUCCUCGCGGGGGUUCUGCUCCCUUGCCCAGGCGAGUUCCUGCCCUUUAAAAAGAGGUUCAUGAAGGUGAACGGAGUGGAGUGCUCCCACCACUCCGAGUGCGUCAGUGACUGCUGCCUAAUGAACCUGGACCACGGAGGCGCCUUCUGUGCCCCCAAGGCCAGAAUAGCCAUGUUGUGCCUGUUCCAGACCAAAGGAGCCCUCAACGUCAUAUGCCCCUGCCAAAGCGGCUUGAGUUGCAUAUCCAAGGACCCAAUCUGUUCCCGCCGUUGCCAUUUGAUUUAGAGGAGGAUCCAGGCUGGUCGCUGCCACCCCACCCUCCCUCAGUCCCUUGGGGCCAGAGGCCUGGAGAGCCCUGUCUUGCUCACAUUCCAGCUCCUGAGACAUUAAAGUCACUUCC